GAGGGUUGUGUAUGGAGCGGUGGUGUUGGGGGUUAGUAUGUAGUGGAGGAGCUCAUAGGGAGGCUGAUUCUGAUCUGGAGAAAAAUAGCAGAUAAAGUGUUGUGAGAAAUGUCUGGUCAGACUGAAGUCGAUCUCGGGCCGAUGAAGAAGAUCAGCUCAAUGUUCUCCUCCCUGCAGGAGAAACUCCAGAAAGACAGAGAGAAGAAAGUAAUACCCCCCCAGUCAGCACCUCCACCUAAAGCUCCACCACACCCGGACAGUACACACAAACCUGUGCAGUCGUUCUUCUUCGAGCGGCUGGUGGUGGUGAGUCUGAAGAGGAGGAAGGAUGAAGGUUACGAGCCGCAUAUCACCUACCAGUUCCCCACAGCCACCAGCAGAUCCCAGAAAGAGGAGGAGGAGAAGAGCCUGAAAGCCAUCACACUCUUCUGCUUCCCUGAGGGGGUCAACUGGGCCCCCCUCACAGAGUACCACAGUGAAACAUUCUCCUUUGUUCUGACUGAGAUUGACGGGAGCAGGAGAAACGGAUACUGCAGACGCCUGCUGCCACAUGGUAAUGGAGCACGCCCCCCGGAGGCGUACUGCAUCCUCAGCAAGGUGGCCUGCUUCGGCCUCUUUUCCAAGAUCUUCGAUGAGGUGGAAAAGAGGAGGCAGAUCUCCAGAGCUAUGAUCUACCCCUUUAUGCAGAGCCUGAGGGAGGCGCCGUUUCCUGCACCAGGAAACACGGUCAACAUUAAGAGCUUCAUCCCUGGGUCUGGAACAGAGAUAAUCAGUCUGACUCGGCCGCUGGACUCGUGGCUGGAACACGUAGAUUUCCGCACGCUGUUUCGAUGCUUAACGGAUGAGGAGGUUCUGCAGGUGUUUGCUGCCACAGUACUGGAGAGACGAAUCAUCUUUAUCGCAGAGGAGCUCAGUACUCUUUCUCAGGUGCUCCACGCUGUAGCUGCACUGCUGUACCCGUUCCUCUGGCAGCACACCUUCAUCUCCAUUGUUCCACAAGUGCUGCUGGACGUUUACCUGGCACCAACUCCGUACCUGCUGGGCAUCCAGAGCAACCUCCUGCACCACGUCACUGAUCACACUGAUCUGCUUAUCGUGGAUCUUUCCGCACAAACGGGGAACAAGUUCAUCUCCAAAAUUGGAGAUGAGGAUAUGCUAAUUCCAGACAAACUGCAGGAGGAGCUGCUGCAGGCGCUGUGCAUGAGGAGACACGACGCAACCACAGAUGAGCUGAAUCAGGUGGUCUCAGAGGCCUUCGUGACCUUCUUCGUAAAGACGGUGGGUCAUUUCGCGGAUCACAUUAAGAAGUCCAGGGACCGCGAGCAGCCUGGGGCGUUCCAGAAGAAGGCGUUUCUGAAGGCGGUGGAACCAAAAAGCAGCAGAAACUUCGUUAAACAGUUUGUUCAGACGCAGAUGUUCGAUCUGCUGAUCCAGGAACAGGAGAAACAGCCCAACCAUGAAGGUUUCUUCCAUAAGAAAGUGGCGGAGUAUCGAGAGAAGAGGAAGAGAGAGAGAGCGAAGAGCGGCUGGGUGAAGGGGGUGGUGGUCUGAAGACUAGAAAAAGAGUGUGUGUGUGUGUGUGUGUUAUGUUUUAUUUGUGAUGAAUAGUGCUUGUUUGUGUGUGAGACAUUUUUUAAGCCACUAAACCUGUAUGAGUGUGUUAAUAUAUGUGUGUGUGUGUGUGUGUGUGUGUGU
Astyanax mexicanus (Mexican tetra) is the source of this 1695-nucleotide messenger RNA. It is a transcript of the gene dennd2db, whose product is annotated as DENN/MADD domain containing 2Db. The record is from RefSeq and is a predicted model, not a curated record. Gene Ontology annotation, cellular component: cytosol; nucleoplasm. The coding region runs from base 109 to 1551 and encodes 480 amino acids. NCBI's taxonomy places the organism in Eukaryota, Metazoa, Chordata, Actinopteri, Characiformes, Acestrorhamphidae. The transcript is spliced from 12 exons.